AUGAUGUCUUACCUCAAACAACCCCCAUACGGAAUGAACGGGCUGGGCCUGGCCGGGCCCGCCAUGGAUCUCCUGCAUCCCUCCGUGGGAUACCCGGCCACUCCGCGGAAGCAGCGGCGGGAGCGCACCACCUUCACGCGUUCACAGCUGGACGUGCUCGAGGCGCUCUUCGCCAAGACUCGCUACCCUGACAUCUUCAUGCGCGAGGAGGUGGCGCUCAAGAUCAACCUGCCGGAGUCCAGGGUCCAGGUCUGGUUCAAGAACCGCCGCGCCAAAUGCCGCCAGCAGCAGCAGAGUGGGAGCGGAACCAAGAGCCGCCCAGUCAAGAAGAAGUCGUCUCCAGUGCGGGAGAGCUCGGGCUCCGAAAGCAGUGGGCAGUUCACGCCGCCGGCUGUGUCCAGCUCCGCCUCGUCCUCUAGCUCAGCAUCCAGCGUCUCCGCCAACCCCGCGGCUGCCGGCCUGGGCGGGAACCCGGCCGUGGCCGUCGCCUCCUCGCUUAGUACGCCGGCUGCCUCAUCCAUCUGGAGCCCAGCCUCCAUCUCUCCCGGCUCUGCGCCCGCGUCGGUGUCGGUGCCCGAGCCACUGGCCGCGCCCAGCAACGCCUCGUGUAUGCAGCGCUCGGUAGCUGCAGGCGCCGCCACGGCAGCAGCCUCCUAUCCCAUGUCCUACGGCCAGGGCGGCAGCUACGGCCAGGGCUACCCCGCGCCCUCCUCCUCCUACUUUGGCGGCGUGGACUGCAGCUCAUACUUAGCGCCCAUGCACUCGCAUCACCACCCACACCAGCUCAGUCCCAUGGCACCCUCCUCCAUGGCGGGUCAUCAUCACCACCACCCGCACGCUCACCACCCUUUGAGCCAGUCAUCAGGCCACCACCACCACCACCACCACCACCACCACCAAGGCUACGGUGGCUCCGGGCUUGCCUUCAACUCUGCCGACUGCUUGGAUUACAAGGAGCCUGGCGCCGCGGCUGCAUCCUCUGCCUGGAAACUCAACUUCAAUUCCCCCGACUGUCUGGACUAUAAGGACCAAGCCUCAUGGCGGUUCCAGGUCUUGUGAGCCCAGGAGUGAGAAGAUGAAAAGAAACGCAACUACCUGCGCCCUCCGUGGUCCCCAUCCUAUUGCUGCUGCUGCACCACCCGCCUUGCCUCGGCUUCCCCCAAACUGAAUUUUCACCCCUCCCUCAAAGAUACCCGUUUCCCCGCACUGCCACCCCUAUCAGUGCCAUUUGCUUGGGGGGAGGGGUGUGCCCGCAAGCCCUUCUACCCCUUAGAUUGGGGGGGGGGGAACUGGUGCUUUGGCUAGGCCGGUUCGUUCUAAUAUGGGAGAGCUGUGUGCACUCUCUUUCAACCCCCACGAAAUUCCUAACUCCUCCUUCCCGUCUUUCUGGGCAGCUGUUAUGCACUUGCAGCCUUCGGAGGCCCUUUGCUCUGACCCGCUGUUUGAACCCAACACUUUUAUUCUUUCUGGACACUGGAGCCACUACUGGCGUGUUUCUGCCCAUUCGAGUGCUCCCACACACUACUCCAAGUCAAAACAACCACUAAGUGUUUCUCCCUCGCAGACUGCCGCCCCUUCAGCCGCCCUCGAUUCUGCUCCCCUCCUGCAGGCCAGAGCUC
Messenger RNA from Lepus europaeus (European hare), 1619 nucleotides. RefSeq names its product orthodenticle homeobox 1 (gene OTX1). The transcript is spliced from 3 exons. Gene Ontology annotation, cellular component: nucleus. Lineage: Eukaryota; Metazoa; Chordata; Mammalia; Lagomorpha; Leporidae. Bases 1 to 1059 code for a protein of 352 amino acids. Gene Ontology annotation, molecular function: RNA polymerase II cis-regulatory region sequence-specific DNA binding; DNA-binding transcription factor activity, RNA polymerase II-specific. The record is from RefSeq and is a predicted model, not a curated record. Gene Ontology annotation, biological process: regulation of transcription by RNA polymerase II; multicellular organism development.